GUACAAAUCCCGAUGCCGAUCACGCUCAAAUUUCCCUCCGUUUCUCAUCUCAGGCGAAAAUUUGAAUUCUCCAUAACCAAUUCUCUCCGCCGGUCGGUGGUCGCCGGUGACUCCGAUGGCCUCCAGUUCCAAGGCUAAACCGUCUCCGUCGCAGUUUCAUCUUACAUUGGCUUCGUCUCUGGCCGACGACGACGACGAUUUUCAAGAUCCAUCUCCUUCUCUGUUCCGCUCCAGCAUUGGCCCCUCCACAUCCGUCUCUCGGAAGCCUCUGAGACGUUUCAGUACCGAUCGUCCACAUCGGGGGAAGGCAAAGAAGCAUCGGUAUGAAAGUCCAUACAAAGAAAAUGUUUCCCCUCAGGCAGACGGUCUGGUCAUUCCUUGCUCGCUACCUGUUCGACGAAAUUCCGAGCCGGAUUUGGAGAGUGUGGGUUUGAACUGUGGGUUGGAUUCCAUCCAGUUAACUGUCGAUUCUGCUUAUGAUGGCUGUUUGAAUACUAACGAAGAAGAUGCUAGUCAAUGUUCCAAUGAAGUUGUGCCAAAUGAAAAGGUUGGAGUAGAUAUAGAUGCAGAUUCUGAUAGGAAGAAUGGGUCACUUUCAUGUUCACCUAAAAAGGGGGUUUCGGAGUGUAAAAAAGGGUACUUGAAUUCAAUAGUGUCAAGGUUGUUGAAAUCCGCUGCAGGAUUGGAAGACGGGGUGGGUGAAGAAUUGGGGGAGAGCUCAGAUCUUGAUGUUCUGCUUAAACUAUGUGGAGAGGGGAGUGAAGGAGAUGACUAUUAUUUGGAAGAUCAAGAGGAUGAAGUAGAUGAAGAUGGAUGUGCUUCAGGAGGUAAUGGCAACUGUAGUCUGAUUUAUUGUCCACUUUGUGAUAAGGACAUCACAGAUUUAAGUGAGGAGCAAAGGCAAGUGCACACUAAUGAGUGCAUUGAUAAAGAUGAUGCUCCAACUGAGGUGGGUGUUUCCCAUCGUGACACAUCUAAUCAACAUCUUGGACAAGUUCUCGAUGCUUCCCCUACUCCUCAAAAGUUUGUUUCUAUGUCUCCUGUGGCAGAGUGGCUACAUAAGCUAGGACUAGCUAAGUAUGAAGAGUUAUUUAUUAAACAGGAGAUUGAUUGGGACACCUUAAAAUGGCUGACAGAAGAGGAUCUUUGUAAGAUUGGUGUUAGUGCACUUGGUCCAAGAAAAAAGAUCGUUCAUGCUCUUUCUGAACUAAGGAAGGAAAACAUCAAAGAAGUAGGUGUUCAGAAUGAUGCCAAACAGGCUAUAGUCGAUGAUACAAGUAAAGUGAAGCUGAGCAAGUUGAUAACGGAUUAUUUCCCAUCUUCUGCUGCCAGGAUGAAAAAGGUUCAUGCUACUUCUACUGGAAAAAAGGAAGUGGGGAGCAGUUUCAUAGAUUCUUCAUAUAAACCUUUUAAGAGGAAGGAUCCUGCCAGGAACCCAAAAUAUAGGGAUGUUCCUGUGUGGUGCUCCAUACCAGGAACACCAUUUCGUGUGGAUGCUUUUAAGUACCUUAGAAGAGAUUGCUCACACUGGUUUCUUACUCAUUUUCACGCUGAUCAUUAUCAAGGUUUAACUAAGUCCUUUUGUCAUGGGAAGAUAUAUUGCUCCAUGGUGACUGCAAAGCUUGUGAAUAUGAAGAUGGGAAUUCCAUGGGAUAAUAUAGAUAUUUUGCCCCUUAACAAGAAGAUCAACAUUGCAGGAAUUGAUGUCACCUGUUUUGAUGCAAAUCACUGCCCAGGUGCCAUCAUAAUCCUCUUUGAGCCACCGAGUGGCUGUCUUGCAUACAGGAGAUUUUCGUUUUUGUGAUGAAAUGAUGAACAUUCCUGUUUUUCGAUCUUGUAAAAUCCAUUCUCUCAUCCUGGACACAACGUAUUGUGACCCUCAGUAUGAUUUUCCUAAACAGGAUACUGUAAUACAAUUUGUCAUUGAAGCCAUACAAGCUGAAACUUUCAACCCAAAAACAUUAUUCUUGAUUGGUAGUUAUACUAUAGGAAAAGAAAGACUUUACGUCGAGAUUGCGCGUGCUCUGCGUAAGAAAAUAUAUGUCACGGCACCAAAGCUACGUAUAUUGCAAUGCUUGGGGUUCCCUGACGAAGAUAUGCAAUUUUUCACAUUGAAUGAACAUGAGAGCCAUAUCCAUGUUGUACCUUUGUGGUCACUUUCUAGCUUCAAGCGGUUGAAACUUAUAUCUAACCAAUACAUGGGCCGUUUUAAUCUUAUCGUUGCAUUCUCUCCAACUGGUUGGUCUUUCGGUAAAGGAAAGAAAUCAAAUCCCGGAAAAAGAUCGCAGCAGGGUACCAUCAUAAGGUAUGAAGUGCCAUACAGUGAGCAUAGCAGCUUUUCUGAACUUAAGAAGUUUGUUAAGUUUUUAUCACCUGCGAACAUUAUCCCAAGCGUAAAUAACCAUGGUCUUGAAUCCACCCGCAAAAUGGUCUCCAUUCUCUCUGGCAGCUUGAUUAACGGUACAUCUUGCGGGUAAAUGAUCUAUCCUCUCCUACCUGCAUUUUUCAACAAUAUCAUUGUAAAAUACCCUUGUAUCAUACCCCUGCCAUGUAUAUUUGAAUCACGCUCAUUUGGCGGGGGUGGGUGGGGGUGGAGGGCAAUGUAGAAUAGAUCUUCUAAUCUUAA
This is a messenger RNA of Cuscuta campestris, 2626 nucleotides long. The record is from the annotation of a GenBank genome assembly. Lineage: Eukaryota; Viridiplantae; Streptophyta; Magnoliopsida; Solanales; Convolvulaceae.